UCCAACGUUGCCAUCUUCAAGAUUAGAAAAUACUAAUUUUCACUUAAACACCAUGAAGAACGGCUUCUUCUCUGUGCUCAUCCUCCUCUCCUUCCUCUUCUGCCUGGCCAACGUCAACGAGGCUGCAGUUCCUUGCAGCACCGUCGACGCAAAGGCAGCUGCCUGUGUUGGGUUCGCCACCGGCAAGGCUCCCACUCCCACUCCUGCAUGCUGCAGUGGGCUGCAACAGCUUGCUCAAACAGUUAAAACUGUUGAUGACAAAAAAGCUAUUUGCAGGUGCUUGAAGGCUGCCUCCGGCUCUUUGGGAAUUAAAGAUCAGUACUUGAACAAGAUCCCUGGAGCUUGCCACAUCAACGUUGGGUUCCCUGUCUCCACCAGCGUCAACUGUGAAACGAUCCACUGAAUUAUGGAGGUGAUUAUGAGCUAGAAUCCUACAUAUAUAGAUGAUUUGAAUAAAGCAGUUGAGACAAUGUGGUCUUGUUUAAGACCUUUUUUCUUUGACCUUAAUAAUCUUAAUCUUAUGUUGUCUAUUUAAUGCAUGAGUUCA
Molecule: messenger RNA, 547 nt
Organism: Manihot esculenta (cassava)
Lineage: Eukaryota; Viridiplantae; Streptophyta; Magnoliopsida; Malpighiales; Euphorbiaceae
Product: non-specific lipid-transfer protein C, cotyledon-specific isoform
Exons: 2
Coding region: 53-403 (116 amino acids)
Biological process (GO): lipid transport
Cellular component (GO): membrane
Molecular function (GO): lipid binding
Source: RefSeq, a predicted model, not a curated record